AUGGAGAAACGAGAGAAUAUCUUCCUCAAGAAGAGUUUUGUAGCGAUCACUGGUGCCAGUAGAGGACUAGGAAGAUGCAUAGCACUGCAAUUUGGAGCCAAGUUCCCUCCUGAUUCGGUUUUCGUUCUCAUGGCAAGAAAUUUGGAAGCUUUAGAAAAUGUCAAGUCGGAAAUGAUAUCUCAGUCUCCUAAUGCCAAAAUUGUGGUCCGUCAAUAUGACCAAGGCAAUACCGAAGACGCUGAUUAUUUCAAUGAUAUAUUCACUGAACUUUUAUCGACCAACAACAUUUCUCCGACGGACUUUGAACAAUUUAUGAUUGUACAUAAUUGCGCCAAUAUCGGAGAUGUUUCAAAGAAGUCCUUGGAACUUUCCGACUCCAAGUUUGUCCGAAAGUACUAUGACACCAAUCUCAUAGGAAUGAUUUUACUUAACACAAGCUUCUUCCGAACUUUCUCUGACUCUACAAAAUCCCGGGUCGUGAUCAAUAUGACGUCCCCAGGAACGUCAACUCCUUUGUCGACUAUGCAUUUAUACCUUGCCGGUAAGGCCGCACGUGACAUGUUUAUGCGCGUACUUGCCAUUGAGAACCCAUCUUUAAGGAUACUGACAUUCGCCCCGGGGGCCGUAGAUACAGACAUGUUGCUUGAAGCGGAAAGCAAGAGCCAGACCAUGUGCAAUUUGUUGACACAAUUUCGUAAAGAUGGUAAGAUCACUCUUCCCGAAACGCCCAUCAGCAUUCUUGUGAAGAUACUGGAGGAAAACUCUUUCGAAAAUGCUGUGUAUUUAGAGAGUGACAAACUAUUUUAA
Molecule: messenger RNA, 807 nt
Organism: Ylistrum balloti
Lineage: Eukaryota; Metazoa; Mollusca; Bivalvia; Pectinida; Pectinidae
Product: sepiapterin reductase-like
Exons: 3
Coding region: 1-807 (268 amino acids)
Biological process (GO): tetrahydrobiopterin biosynthetic process
Molecular function (GO): sepiapterin reductase (NADP+) activity
Source: RefSeq, a predicted model, not a curated record